Messenger RNA from Sphaeramia orbicularis (orbiculate cardinalfish), 4779 nucleotides. It is a transcript of the gene itga3b, whose product is annotated as integrin, alpha 3b. Lineage: Eukaryota; Metazoa; Chordata; Actinopteri; Kurtiformes; Apogonidae. Gene Ontology annotation, cellular component: integrin complex; external side of plasma membrane. The coding region runs from base 185 to 3421 and encodes 1078 amino acids. Gene Ontology annotation, biological process: integrin-mediated signaling pathway; cell-matrix adhesion; cell-cell adhesion. Gene Ontology annotation, molecular function: integrin binding. The record is from RefSeq and is a predicted model, not a curated record. The transcript has 25 exons.
UCAGCAGUACCGCUCCGACUGCGCGGGGGAGAGGAAGGGAGAGGCGGCUCUCAAUGGGGAGGGCUCUGUGAGACGCUGCCUACCUGUUGGAGCUGUUUGCGGGAGACUGUCGUACCCACACCGAUCGUGGAUCUGCGGAAGGCCUCUGCAUUACUGAGGGGAUAAAGAAACAAACCGCCUCAGCAUGUCUGUAAAAGUAUUCAUGUGCGCAGUGUUGGCUGCGUACCACGGGACGCAAAUCUGUAGUGGAUUUAAUAUAGAUGCACGGUUUCCUGUGAUUAAGGAGGGGAAAACCAAAGGGAGCUUCUUUGGAUUCUCAGUAGCUCUGCAUCUACAGACGACGGGCUCCAGAAAACACCUGCUUCUCACAGGAGCACCCAAAGAAAAAGCCAUAUCCCUCCAAAAUGUCAAUGAAACAGGGGCUGUCUACUCCUGUCCCAUAACCACAGACAGCAGCGACUGCACCAGGAUGGACUUGGUCACCUCAACAAAUCCAAACGAAAUGGUGGAGGGUAUGUGGCUGGGUGUGACCGUGGCCACUCAGCGGGGUCAGCCGGAGGGACGUGUACUGGCAUGUGGGCAUCGCUAUGUGAAAAUCAUCAAAGGGGGCAACGAGGAGCAGCGGCAUAUGAUAGGGAAGUGUUAUGUGCGAGGUAAUGAUCUGACCUAUGACCUCAGCGACGAGUGGCAGGCUUACAGUUAUGAGGUCUGCAACCCCAACUUAGACAUGAACAAUGAGGGCAUGUGCAACAUGGGCAUCUCAGGAGGCAUGACAGAAACGGACGUCUACAUUGGCUCCACCGGCAGCUACUUGUGGCAAGGAAAUGUCCACACAACGUGGAGAAAUCCAGAUCCACUGAAUUCUUGGGACUCUAUUGACAAAAGCUUUGGGCAGCUGAAAGGAUACAGACACAGCUACAUGGGUUAUUCAGUUGUUGAGGAGAAAAAACUGCUGAGCCGUGACGAGUACACGGUGGUGACGGGGUCUCCCAGGGACGAGGGGAAUAAGGGCUCUGUUUUGUUCGGGACCCAGUUGGAUCGCAGCAUCGAGCCGGGCUUUAAAAUCUCUGGAGAACAAGUUGGCUCAUAUUUUGGGAACAGCCUCGUUGUCACUGACCUCAACAAUGAUGACUGGAAUGACCUGAUCAUAGGUGCCCCAUUUUACUUUGACCGUAUGAAGCGUCACGGAGGAGCGGUGUACGUCUUUAUGAACGAGAAUGGAUCAUUCCAGAAGACUGCCACCAUGGUACUGACAGGUCCACCGGGCUCUGGUUUUGGUUUUGCGUUGGCCGCCAUCGGUGACAUCAACCAAGAUGGGUUUCAAGACUUUGCUGUGGGUGCUCCGUUCAGUGACACAGGGAAGGUUUACAUAUGGAUGGGAAGUAAACAAGGAAUCACAGAGAAGCCCAGUCAGGUGAUCGAGGGUAAGUCAGUAGGAAGUGAAGGGUUCCAGACCUUCGGCUACUCCAUCAAUGGAGGGAUGGACAUGGAUGACAACAGUUAUCCUGACGUCUUAGUGGGCUCUCUUGAUGACCGUAUUGCACUGCUCAGAGCUCGUCCUGUCAUCCACUUAACUAAGGACUUCAACGUGGAACCAAAGAUUGUGGAUCCUAAUAAGUGUCCUAAAAACACACCAUGCAUUACAGCGACUCUGUGCAUGUCUUUCACCCUCAGCAAUGGAAACAAAAACUUCAAGAAAAACAUCACGGUGAAAUACACAGUGGAGGCUGACAUGGAGAGGAGAAAAACCCCUCGUGUUCAUUUCUAUGACAAUAAUGGCGACAAAUACAACGGCUUGUUGAGCCUCCCGGCAUCCAAGCGCCAGUGUCACAGUCUGAAGCUCACUGUAGAGGGACCUGUGCGGGACAAACUGGAGCCGGUGGUCUUUUCUCUCAACUUGUCCAUACAUGAACAAAAACCUAAAGUCAGACGCACCCUGCAGAACCUGGACUCUUAUCCAAUUUUCAGCCAGGAACAGAAGCUCACCCAAAGAACUGAGAUUAAUUUUCAGAAAGAGUGUGGCACGGACAAUAAAUGUACCAGCAACCUGCAGCUGACAGCCAUGUUUGUUGACACAAAUAAAAAACCGUACCCCAGGAAAAAUAAAUCCCAAAUCCUUCAGUUCAACAGUAAUAUGAAGAUAUUACGACUCCUGGUGGAGGUGACAAACUUUCCUGCUCCUGGGAAGUUGGCGGAGGAUGCCCAUGAUGCCAUGAUCAACGUGUCCAUCCCCCAUGCACUGAGCUACUCUGGUGUCAGGUCUUCGGACCAUGAUGUAGAAUGCAGCGCUGAAGAAACAGUGAUUUGUAACCUUGGGAAUCCACUCAAAGGCAAUGAAAAGGUGUCACUGCAGAUCUGGUUUGAGACGUCAGGGAUUGAUCUGUACACUCAAGAGCUCGUGUCCCACCUGCUUCUGUCAACUCUUAGUGAACAGAAUGACCUGAAGCCUGUCCCUGUGACCAUGCUGAUUGAAAACACCAUCCUCCCCACCUUCUCCAUAACGAACCCGUUGCUACGAACACAGUUUAGUGGGACGGUGAUGGGCGAGUCAGCCAUGGUCAACACCAGUGACGUAGGCAGUCUGGUGGAGUUCACCUUCAAUGUAAACGUAGGGGGAAAGCCUCUUGGAGACUUGGGGACUCUGGCUGUGGAGUUUGAGUGGCCCUUUGAGGUUCCCAAUGGAAAAUGGCUGCUCUACCUGACCAAGAUUUUUAUCGAGGGGGAAUCGGAGACUGAGUGUAACCCUCCUGGAGAGAUUGUCAACCUGCUUAAUCUAACUUUGUCAGAAACCAGAAAAAAGCGGAAUAAGCGGCAGAUUGAGGUGGAUGACGGUAAUGAUGCAACGCAACCGCAUAUUAUUGAACCACAGGCAGCGAUCACGGUGCUCAGCCCUCAGAAAGAAAGCUACCUGUUGGAAUGCUCCAAGGGUACAGCACGAUGCGUGACCUUCACCUGUCCACUGCUCAACAUGACCGACUCAGCCAAGAUUUAUGUCCGAUCCCGUUUGUGGAACAGCACAAUGCUGGAGGAUUAUUCCAAUGCUCUGAGAGUUACGGUCAAAGGUCAAGCAACACUGAAGCUCAUUACAGAUAAACCGACCAUCAAGAUGGACAAUCAGCUGGCCGUGUUCACAGUGGAAAUAGAUCCGGUGGAGGAUGUGGAGACACUUUAUGAGCUCCCGCUGUGGAUCAUCAUCUCUGCAGCUGUAGCCGGAAUUGUACUACUAGGAAUUAUUAUCCUUAUACUGUGGAAGCUUGGAUUCUUCAAGCGAGCCAUCUACUACCGGAUAAUGCCAAAGCACCAGGGGGUGAAAAUUCGCAAGGCUGAGCGCUAUGAAUUCAAUCUGGGAUUUCAGCCUGAGGAGCCGCAGAAGAAGUAUUGGAUCACCAACUGGACAGAGAUGCAGCAUUAUUACUACUGAGGCCUUUACUUUGAAACCACUCGCCAUCAUGCUCUUCCCUCAGUCUGGCCUUUCACAGAACAUUGGGCUGGGUCGAGUCAGGGACCUGUGGAUGUCUUUGAACAUUUUUAGGUUUUUGUUGUUUUUUUUUUCAGUGCAAUAUACUGAACAUUUUGUUUCAGAGAUUGUAAUUUUUUGUUCAAUUUUUCUGAUGAAUGCAGUGUUGUACAUUGGAAUCACGGUUGCAUUCGAGAGUAAAUUGUAAAUUGGUAUAUGUUGUUGCAGGUUUUAAUGUAUCAGACUAUUGAGUUGUUUCCAGUUUUGUGAAUCCUCUGGACUCAUUUGCAUCAUGGUCUUUUUUCCCUCUGUAAUGAGAGGAUUGUAUACCAUAGGUUCUCCUCUUCGUGGUCUGUGGUUACUGGCUCUAUGCGGGCCUUAAACAUACAGUAAGUGUUUUUGGAGACAUGUUCAGUACACUUAAAUAUGUGGACCAGUUACUACUCUGUAAUGAGUCAACAAGCAUUUUAUGUGAAUAUCCAUGUCAGUGUUUGGAGAGCAUUACUUCAAUGCUUUCAAUUCUUCAUCAAAUACAAUUUUAGUUUUGGCACAGAGCUCAAAGGCAGAAUAUAAUUUUGUAUUUUUGUAAGUCUACAUACUAUAAACAUUACCUUCCCUGGUUUCAGUACAAAGAGGUACAGAGGGGAGAUUUGCUCUUGUGAAUUUCAGUACAUUCUACCAAGCAACUUGCAAAUAGUAAAAGCUUUUUGUUUGUGUGUAUGAUUAGCAUGUACAUGAUUAUUUAUUUCACUGUCAUUAUUCCAUUAGAAUGCCUAUGUGUAAAACCUUGAAAUAAUUCACAAAGAGUCAUGACACUGGAUUAAUAAUAUCUGUUCAGAGACUUAACGUUGAAGCUCUUGCAGAUACAUACUGUAUGUUAUCAUUUGUAAAUAGACGUUUCAUUGAAUUGACCAUUUGAUCGAAUGAACAUGUCAUUAGCCUUUGUCUUUUCACUGUCCCUAAGCUUUGUAUUUUUGUAUGAGAAAGUAAGCUGACACUUGGAUUGUUUCCAAGCCAAUGUGGCCCCCAUUGAGGUCAACCUACAGCACUGAAAGUAGACUGAUCCAAGAGAAGACAAGUCAUUGAACAUCUCUGUGGGACCAAGUGUUAUGUUACCACUUUGGCUGAUGUUACCUGAGAGCCCACAGGUAUUCUGCUGUGAGACUGAUAACUCUGACCAUUGGAGGGGCUCCAUUGACUCAACAUUGACUCCACUGAGCAAAAAGGGAAAGGCAGAAACCAAUGUACAAACACUCAGUGGUGUUUUUUUUUUUUUUUACAGUGCAGAUUCAAUGUAAUUAAAGUAUUUUUAAAAACAUUUA